CUUCUUAAAUACUCUUAAAAUAGAAUCAAUAAACAGUGUUUACAUAAACUUUUUUCACAACAGCCGGUGUACUUAAAAAGAGUAAAAUAAAACCACUGUAAUGUAAGUUGAUUUUGAACAUGUGACUAAAACUCAAGACUGUUUAUUCACCAAUACAUUUCUUACGCAUAUUUCUGCAAUUUUAGAGUAUUUUUGGUAUUUUAUGUCGGUAUAAUAUUUAUAUGUUUAAGACGUCGUGCAAACAAACGUUCACCUCCACCGCAAGCCAAACGUUAAAAAAAUAAGCGAGCCAAAGUGGCGGUAAUUCCAAAUUUUGUUUUCUAGUAACAACUUUGAAACAAACCACUUACUGUUUUCUUAAUUGUCUUUCAUACCAUGUAAUUGUGAUAGUACGGAAAAAACGAUCGAAAAUAUAAAAGCUUUGCUGACGCAUUAAAAAGCCAUCGUUAUCUGGCCAAAUAAUAAGAGGGCUACAAGCCCCUAUUAGCUUCUAGUAAUGCUAACCCACCUUCUUAAUUUCCAGUGUGAUGUUGAAGGCUGUUCCGAGAAACACGCUGUCCUCCCAUGCUUAUAUCUGAGGUGCAAACGAAUCUUCUCCUAAGUAUAAAGGGGCGAGUCUUAGCAGCCCUGGCCUGAUUGGCGGAAUGCCCAUCAAUAUACGCACGUGACAAGAACAGUUCCUUGAAUUCAGUGGUUACUGAAGACAGCAGUAAACAUGGACAGCGACUACGGGAAGGCAGGAAAGGACUCAGAAGUCGCCGAAGUUCUUGUCCCUCUUCGGGGAAAGAAUCGGGAAUCUCCCCAUCAGAAACAGUCAUGGAUGUUCUGGAGAAGGAAACGCCACUUAAUGGCAUUUCUUGCAUUCCUUGGCAUGGUCAAAGUGUACACCCUGAAGGUGAGCGUGAGCGUAGCUGCUGUCGCGAUGACCUCACCCUAUCACACCACCUUGGAUAACGGCACUGUCGUGGAGGUGCAAGACUUUAACUGGAACUCAAAAAUGUUGGGGGCAUUUCUCAGCUCAUAUUUUUACGGACAAGUCAGCUCUCAGUUAAUUGGUGGGUGGCUUGGUGCUCGGGUGGGUGGUGCUCGACUGUUUGGAUGGGCCUUGGGUGUCACAGCUGUCUUGACAUUGAUCACUCCACCUAUAGCAUACACCAAUUUCUACCUGCUUCUGAUCACCCGAGCUUUGACAGGCUUCUUUGAGGGGAUGGGAUAUCCAUGUUUAAUGGAGAUAUGGUCGAAGUGGAUCCCUCCUCAAGAGAGGAUGAAUUUGUUGAGCUUAGCCUUGUCCGGGAUUCCUGUUGGGACAGUAGUGGGCUUGCAGACAGGUGGACUUAUAGCUGACUAUCUCGGCUGGGCUUUUAUAUUCUACAUCACAGGCAUUCUUGGAAUUCUGUGGACCACUGUGUGGCUGUUGGUGGUGAAAGAUCGACCUGAGUACGAUUUACACAUAUCUUCUGAAGAGUUGAAAUAUAUCAAGGAUUCUAUGGAGGUCAAUACUGGGAAUAAACAUAUCAAACACCCAUGGAAAAAGUUCUUUACCUCGAAGCCCGUGUGGGCUAUUGCUGUUGGCAUUAUCUGUGAGAACUGGGGACACCUUACAUUCAUUACUCAACUGCCUGCAUUCAUGACAGAUGUUUAUGACUUUCGACUGUCAAAAUCGGGUUUCAUAACGUCAUUACCUUACAUCGCACUGGGCAUUACCGCACAAUUUACUGGCAGACUAGCUGAUUGGCUUAAGAAUGAAAAGAUUCUUACAAUGACACAGGUCCGUAAAACAUUUGGAUGUGGAACAUUCUUUCUCCAAGCAGCUAUCCUCAUGCUUUCUACUCAGUUUGAGUCAGCUGCUUUGGUCAUGUUGUGUCUCAUCACUCUUUUAGGAUUGGAAGGAUUCGCAUUAGCUGUCAUACCUUCAAAUGGUUUAGACCUGGCACCUCAGCAUGCCAGUGUAAUAUUUGGGCUCAGCUGCACACUGGGAAGUCUACCUGGCGUUCUCAGUCCUCUUCUCACAGGCUUUAUUGUCACUGAUAAGAGCAAAGAACAAUGGAUGAUCGUCUUCUACAUAGCUACUGGCUUGUACGUGUUUGGAGGUGUAUUUUACGGAUUAUUAUCAUCUGGCGAACUACAACCUUGGGCAAAAGAUGGAACUUUACCACCAGGCAAAGACCCUGAAAAUAAUAAUUUGUCUGUUGAAAAAGAAGACCAUAUUAAAAGCAAAUUGUGAUCUCA
Molecule: messenger RNA, 2229 nt
Organism: Homalodisca vitripennis (glassy-winged sharpshooter)
Lineage: Eukaryota; Metazoa; Arthropoda; Insecta; Hemiptera; Cicadellidae
Product: vesicular glutamate transporter 1-like
Exons: 11
Coding region: 716-2224 (502 amino acids)
Biological process (GO): transmembrane transport; monoatomic anion transport
Cellular component (GO): plasma membrane
Molecular function (GO): transmembrane transporter activity
Source: RefSeq, a predicted model, not a curated record